Messenger RNA from Panicum hallii, 636 nucleotides. Its product is annotated as F-box protein At5g03100-like. Gene Ontology annotation, molecular function: protein binding. The record is from RefSeq and is a predicted model, not a curated record. The transcript has 3 exons. The coding region runs from base 1 to 636 and encodes 211 amino acids. Lineage: Eukaryota; Viridiplantae; Streptophyta; Magnoliopsida; Poales; Poaceae.
AUGCCCCCGGAAGGCGCAGCAGCGCAUGGGGCGCCCGGAGGCGGCGACCGCCUCAGCGGCCUCCCCGACCGGGUCCUCCUCCGGGUCCUGUCGCACCUCAAGGCGUGGGAGGCGGUGCGCACGUGCGUGCUCUCCAGGCGGUGGCGCAACCUGUGGGCUUCCGCGAGCGGCCUCGACAUCCGCCAGCCGUGCGGCUGCCACGGCGCCGCAGCCGACGACAUGCUCCAGCCGGAGGCGUUCGCCACGUUCGUCAAGAACCUGCUGCUCCGGCGGCGGCCUUUUGCACCGCUGGACUCGCUCCGCCUUUGCUGGAGCCACGAGGACCCCGACGGCGACGCCAACUUCUGGAUCGCCUACGCCGUCAGGCACGGCGCGGAGGAGAUCGAGCUCUCCGGGGAGCAUCACCACGUGAACCCGACGCCGGAGUACACGAGCUUCAUUUACCCUGAGUGCUCCGGCCUUGGUUAUUGCAACCUUAGGAUCUUGAAGCUCUCGCGUGUCAAGAUGGAUGACACCACCCUCAGACAGCUCUGUUCUAGGUGCACUUCUUUGGAAGAGCUAGAGCUUAAUGAUUGGUUCAUGCUCCGAACUUGGUCUUGCUGCGCUGCAUCGAACCUUUUCAGCAUUUUCCUCUGA